AUGGUUAAAAUCGCCAUUGUUGGAGUGCUGUCCUUGGCAGGGAUCGCUGCAACGGCCACCUCUCCAGAUCAGACCUGUGGAGGUUCCAACAGUUACACCUGUCCAGGAUCUCAAUGCUGCAGUCAAUACAAUUGGUGCGGAACAACUGACGCACACUGCGGAACAGGAUGUCAAUCCAAGUUCGGCAAAUGCACCACUGGCUCUAGCAGCAGCGGGAGCGGCAGCACCAGCACUAACGGCAAGGUCAGCUCGGAUGGCACCUGUGGCGGCACCGCGGGAUACACCUGUAAGGGAAGCACUUUCGGAACCUGUUGCAGCCAGUGGGGAUAUUGCGGCAACACAGAUGCCCAUUGCCUCAACUCUUGCCAGUCAAAGUUUGGUGACUGCAGCUCCGUCACCAACGGUGGCAAGACGGUCAGCCAGGAUGGAACCUGCGGUGGAACAGGUGGGAAUACGUGUCGAGGUAGCAACUUCGGUGACUGCUGCAGUCAGUGGGGAUAUUGUGGCUCGUCUACCGAUCACUGCAGCACCGGCUGCCAGUCAUCCUUUGGAACCUGCUCUGCGUCCUCAGGCGGAGGGGCUGCGGCCUCUUCUUCAGCAGCGCAGCCUGCAUCCACUGGCGUCAAGAUGAGUCCAGACAACACUUGUGGUGGCUCCAAUGGCUAUACAUGCCCUUCUGGCUUGUGUUGCUCGAAGAAUGGAUACUGCAACACCGGCGACGACUUCUGUGGCUUUGGAUGCCAGAAAUCUUUUUCACUAGGGACGUGUUCAACCUGCCCUGGCUCAGCAUGCGCAGGUACGGUGACCAGCAACCCAACUUGCUCCGCAAACAACGGCUACUGCUGGACAUUGAGUUCGAAGAAGUUCCAGAUCAUUUGCGGAAGGCUUGCCUCCGGAGACUAUCUUGGCUACGUCGAUGCCACAAGCUUGGGUGAUUGCAUUUCGAAGUGUGCUGCAAACUCAGCGUGUGUCGCUGCUUCAUUCUAUCAGGGCAGUAGCACAAGCUGUAGUUUACUGAGCAGUUAUCAAGGGUCUGCUUAUGGCAACUCGGCAGGUGGUCAGCAAAACCAUGCUUACGUCCGCGGUUCCAGCUGCGGGUGA
This is a messenger RNA of Colletotrichum costaricense, 1101 nucleotides long. RefSeq names its product lectin. The record is from RefSeq and is a predicted model, not a curated record. The coding region runs from base 1 to 1101 and encodes 366 amino acids. Gene Ontology annotation, molecular function: chitin binding. The transcript has 3 exons. NCBI's taxonomy places the organism in Eukaryota, Fungi, Ascomycota, Sordariomycetes, Glomerellales, Glomerellaceae.